AUGUUGACCUCUAGCAAAAAGACAGCAUCUUCAUCAGUCGUGAACUCCUUGGCCAAAAUAUUUGACCCGAAUGCUUUGCAGAACCAGCGUCCGUCUGAUGAAGAGGAGCCCUCACCUGCUCCCCCUGUGUCUGAUAAGAAUGGCAGCUCCCCUGAAAACAUGAGUGCCCUCGAAGUGAAGGUUGCUUCCUUGGAUCAGAAAGUAAGCACGUUGCUGACAGCGCAAGACCAUGUUCUCCAGAAGUUGGAUUGUGUCUCGCAGGAAAUCUGUUGUAUGGAAAAGAACAUUGAGCUCUUGAGAGGGAAAGGAAGAGACUCUGAAGUCGGACAAUGCCCCGCAGCCUCUGAAAAAUCAAAUCGUUCUGAUAUGGAGAUCUUGUGCAUAGAAAUUAACGAGAAGCUCUACAAUAUGAACAAGAGUGCCGAGCAGCAAGCCAAAAGGAUAGAUGGGCUCGAACAAGUCCUGCUGGGGGUGUAUCAGCUUGUCGGCUCUUUGGUCGAGAAAUUAAAGACUUCAAAAAUCACCGAUCUAAUGCGCAGAAAAGAAGCUCCUCAUAAGCUCCUUAGAGUUGGCGGGUACUUGAGAAAAGAUAAAGUGGGAAAUCUUUUCAGGAUGCAGAUGUUCUCCGACAAAAAGGAUGAAUUCAGAAGCAAAUGGGGUGAAAAGGAAAAGUCAUAUCUGACUGCAAAAGGAACAAAAUCUAUAAAAAAGAAGAAGCCACCUGAUACCUCAGAGGAGUCUGAUGAGAAGACUGAAUCAUUUUCUCACACAGAAAAGGUCCAUAAACUCAACAAGGAGAAUACUGAGAAGGCAAGCACUUUUUUUGUUCAGAGAAGUUCCCCUAAAUCUCAUACUCACGAGUCAAAAGAGAAUGCAGAAGAAAGCUAUAGCAAGAGUUGGAAAAGCCCUCUUCAGAAGACAACAGGCAAAAGCCAGGCAGAAGUGAAUGCAAAGGAAACAAGUAGAAAAGAAAGUGACCAAGAUGUAAAGAAGCAUGAGGGGUCUGAAGAAACCCAAGAUGAAGUAGGAAAAGAUGUUGAAAGGACAGAUAUUAACAGGGAUGAAGAAAGGGUGGUACCAGAAACUACAUGCCAAAGAGAAGAAACAGCAGAAGAUGUGGAUGGUCUAUCAAAAAGCCAGGAUCAAAAUGUCAGGCAUAAAGACAGUGAAAAGGCCUCAUUCCCUCCGAAAGAUGAGCAGACCAGCAACAGUAAACGCCGCGUGAACGAUGAAGGUUUUGCCAAAGAUGUCAACAAAAAGAGCAGGGUAGAUGUGGUAAAUAAGCACACACUGAAAGAAGCAGCUAAACCAAGUAAGGCAGAACCUGCCCCAUCAAAAAAGCUGGAAGUAUCUGGUUCCACAGCCAACAAGAGCAAAAAGAAACAAGAAGCGUCAACGGGGGACAUUAUUAAAAUCGAUGACAGCCCACCACCUCCAGCCCCGUUUGAUCAUCGGAUUGUCUCAGCAAAAAGAACAGCGGUCAAUAACGUUUAUCAAGUCCACACGGGUGAAGUUUUGGGAGGUGGACGAUUUGGCCAGGUGCACAGAUGUGAAGAAAAAUCGACAGGUCUCAAGUUAGCAGCCAAAAUUAUUAAAGCCAGAGGGAUCAAGGAAAAGGAUGAAGUAAAGAAUGAGAUCAAUGUGAUGAAUCAGUUGAACCAUGUGAACCUCAUUCAGCUGUACGAUGCCUUUGAAUCCAAAAAUGACAUUAUCCUUGUCAUGGAAUAUGUGGAGGGAGGAGAGCUGUUUGAUCGAAUUAUUGAUGAGAACUGCAACUUGACAGAGAUGGAUACCAUCUUGUUCACAAGGCAGAUCUGUGAAGGGAUUCAGUACAUGCAUCAGAUGUAUAUUCUUCAUUUAGACUUGAAGCCUGAGAAUAUCCUGUGUGUGAAUCGAGAGGCAAAUCAAAUAAAGAUUAUCGACUUUGGGCUGGCAAGGAGGUAUAAACCAAGGGAGAAGCUUAAGGUCAACUUUGGCACCCCAGAAUUCCUUGCUCCUGAAGUUGUGAACUAUGACUUUGUCUCCUUUCCUACCGACAUGUGGAGUGUAGGUGUCAUUGCCUACAUGUUGCUUAGUGGAUUGUCUCCUUUUCUGGGUGAUGAUGAUAAUGAGACUUUGAACAACAUCCUGGCUUGUAGGUGGGAUUUUGAAGAUGAAGAAUUUAAAAAGGUGUCUGAGGAAGCCAAAGACUUCAUCACUAAGCUUCUCAUCAAGGCGAAGGGGUGGAGGUUAAGUGCAACUGGAGCUUUGAAGCAUCCUUGGCUAUCCGACCAAAAACUCCAUCAUCAACUUCAAGCUAAGAGGAAGGCUAGGGGUUCCCCUGGAUCUCAGGCACCUGCAGCUCCAUAAUCCCUCUGAGAAAUGCAAGAAAAAUCUGCUGUGUAAUCACUGCUGCUAUGACAUUUGGAAAUACAAAUCAGCAGUUCUGGUGCUUUAACUCCCCCUUCUCCCCAUGAUGAAUUGGGGCUUUCAUGAAGUGGACCAACGCCACUUUAGCUGCAGGAUUGUGUCCCAGCAGGAUUGAGCUGCUUCCUCCCUUGCUUUCUAUCACUUUUCAGUGGCUACUGGUGUCUCCAGGAAGGUGUUCCUAAUCGAAGGCUGUGUUAAUUUUUGCUUAUCAUUGCUUACUUUCAUAGAAACUGCAUUGAAAAACAAGCUGGUAGCAAAUGGGGGGAAAUAUGUGUGAAGUUUAAUUUUUAAGCCAAUUUGCUUCCUUCUUACCCUAUAAUAGAGUAUCUUACUACAGCAUGAGUGAAUGGCAGGAAAGAAUGUUUACUUUUGGGGUGGGGAUUGAAAUGUUUUUUCUAUGCCUGCUAUAACAUAGUACUCUGAUAUUUUAAUUCAACUGGGAUAGUUUAGGCAAGUUUGCAAGGGGGUAUUUUGAAUGCAGAUAAGUUUCUUCCCUGGAAUUUGCUAGCAUUGUGUUUUUGAAUCUUUUUCAUAUUCUUUAAGCAUCAGCAUU
Elgaria multicarinata webbii is the source of this 2962-nucleotide messenger RNA. RefSeq names its product myosin light chain kinase family member 4 (gene MYLK4). Gene Ontology annotation, molecular function: ATP binding; myosin light chain kinase activity. Gene Ontology annotation, cellular component: nucleus; cytoplasm. Gene Ontology annotation, biological process: positive regulation of apoptotic process; protein phosphorylation; intracellular signal transduction. Bases 1 to 2349 code for a protein of 782 amino acids. The transcript has 14 exons. The record is from RefSeq and is a predicted model, not a curated record. NCBI's taxonomy places the organism in Eukaryota, Metazoa, Chordata, Lepidosauria, Squamata, Anguidae.